Molecule: messenger RNA, 1691 nt
Organism: Pecten maximus
Lineage: Eukaryota; Metazoa; Mollusca; Bivalvia; Pectinida; Pectinidae
Product: mechanosensory protein 2-like
Exons: 9
Coding region: 535-1356 (273 amino acids)
Cellular component (GO): plasma membrane
Source: RefSeq, a predicted model, not a curated record
AGUUUGGAAACGUGCUGUCCCACUUUUCCUAUCGAUGCUUUGUUGAUUACGUUAAUAUACAGUAAAACGGCACCACAUAGGCCUACAUAUCGCCUUCUACCAGUAAUUAAGGAGCAUGCAUGAUCGGCCCAAAUCGGUAUGACAUGUUUGUUACAUAACAACUUGUGUACGGCAGUGCCAGUGACGUUCUGAAAAUGCGUCGAAGGGCAGCUUUCUCUAUGCUUUGAUGAUUAUCAGUUCCCGCCAAAAGUGGGACGUAAUUAUGACGUCAUAAUUAUGACGUUUUAUGCGUAAUUUAAGACGUCAUCAAGUUCUACAUUUAGGUCUACAACUCGAGUACGCGUAGUUGUAAGGAAGAAAAACUUUCUGUUUUUUAGGGUCAUUACGGAUCCCUAAAAUAUUGGAACUGUGAUAGACUGAGCAAUUGGCGACAGGUCAGAGAAAACCUCAAAGUUCAGAAAUAUUGGUAGUGAACAACUGAAAAAUAGAACGGGUGUCUACAACACGGCAGAUGAUACCACCGUCUUCACAGACAUGGACUCAAACAACUGCGCAAACGAGAAGACCCUUGGGGACGGAAGUAUCGGCUGUUGUGGAUAUAUCCUGAUUUUCCUUUCCUACAUUAUUUUCCUCGUUACAUUGCCACUCUCCUUGUGCGCUUCCAUACAUGUAGUCCAUGAGUACCAGCGAGGUGUUGUAUUUCGUCUUGGUAGGGCGAAAAAGGGAGGUGCGAAGGGUCCAGGUCUCAUCUUCACGUUACCAUGCGCGGAGGAGUUUACCUUGGUAGACCUGAGAAUAAAGUCCUUCGAUAUACCACCACAGGAGAUUCUGUCCAAGGACUCUGUGACAGUGGCGGUGGACGCUGUGAUCUACUGUUACGUGUACGACCCAGUUAUGUCCGUCUGUAAUAUACAGGAUGCCUUCGGCUCCACUCGUCUUCUAGCAGCAACCACACUGCGAACCGUCCUUGGCACCAAGAAUUUGGCCGACAUGCUAUCAGAGAGGGACGUCAUUUCCAAGGAAAUGCAGCAAAUUCUAGACGAGUCAACAGAUCCUUGGGGCGUGAAGGUUGAAAGAGUAGAAAUAAAAGACGUCCGAUUGCCGCUUCAGUUACAGAGGGCUAUGGCGGCAGAAGCCGAGGCAUCCCGAGAGGCUAGCGCAAAGGUUAUAGCAGCAAAGGGCGAACAGAGGGCGUCCGCCUCACUGAAGGAGGCUGCUGUCAUAAUGUCACAAUGCCCAGCCGCCGUCCAGCUUCGCUACUUGCAAACACUUAGUUCAAUAGCGGCCGAGAAGAAUUCGACGAUCAUAUUCCCACUUCCGAUGGAGUUUUUAAGAGGCAUGACAGCCAAACAAUGAAAACUAAACGACAGCAUCACAGUUAGUGGUAUGGUUAUAUUCGUAUGCUAAUAACCCAGAACCAAUGAUCGAAGAUCUGGUUAAUACACGACGACGACGACGACGACAUCCCUUCCAAACUUAAACUGGUGGACGUGGUUAUUAUCAUAUACGUUCUCUUGGGCAGUAUUAAUAUAUUGGCCAUAUUGAAUUGGAGAUGACGGAUCUGCCAAUUUACAUUUCAACUUGACUGUGAUUUAUCAAAAUACCAAUUUUUUUUCUGUUAUUUUGCACUUGUUUUUUUUUUUUUAUGCCAAUAUCAAAGAAACAAAAUGCAGUAAAUAAAAAAAUGUUUU